Messenger RNA from Bipolaris victoriae FI3, 4266 nucleotides. RefSeq lists its product as hypothetical. The record is from RefSeq and is a predicted model, not a curated record. NCBI's taxonomy places the organism in Eukaryota, Fungi, Ascomycota, Dothideomycetes, Pleosporales, Pleosporaceae. Gene Ontology annotation, molecular function: catalytic activity. Gene Ontology annotation, biological process: nucleoside metabolic process. The coding region runs from base 1 to 4266 and encodes 1421 amino acids. The transcript has 5 exons.
AUGGCGCGCCUGCUACGUCCUGAAGACUACACGGUGGCAUGGUUGUGCAUGCUGCCCAUCGAGCUUGCAGCGGCACACGAGAUGCUGGACGAAGUGCACCAGGAUCUAGAGCAUGGAUCCAAUGAUGAUAAGAACCUGUACUUGCUGGGGUCUAUUGCGGGACACAAUAUCGCGAUCAUGUGCCUACCGGCAGAACAUAUUGGUCACAGCUCUGCGGCAGUUAUGGCGACGCAGAUGAUGGCCACAUUUAAGAGAAUUCGAUUUGGGCUAAUGGUUGGUAUCGGCGGAGGAGUGCCUAACGCAGAUGCAGAUAUCAGACUUGGGGAUGUAGUAGUUAGCCAGCCAGACAAGACGUGCGGCGGAGUAGUGCAGUAUGACGCUGGUAAGACUACAGCAAGCGGAUUCGUACGGACAGGGUCGCUUAAUGCACCGCCGCAGGUGCUGCUCAGAGCAGUUGUUAGGGCGCGGACGAUGAUGCUACGUGGUAGAAGCAAGGUCUUUGAACAUAUUGCUAAACUUGAGCGUCUUCCCCAGUUCCGGUAUAUGAAAACGGGGCCUGAUGUGCUCUUUGAAGCCACAUAUGAUCACGAAGGCGGGAAAACGUGCGAUAUGUGCAGCAUGGACAGACAAGAAGCAAGGCCGCCACGUCACAGCGAAGGGGGGAUAGUGGUCGUGGACGGACAAGAAGCGAGACAGCCACAUCACAGCGAAGAAGGGAUAGUGGUUCACUAUGGGACAAUCGCAUCGGGAAACCAGAUCAUAAAGAAUGCGGCGGAGCGAGACAGGGCUAGCGCAGAGCUUGGUGGUGUUCUCUGCUUCGAGAUGGAGGCAGCAGGACUAUCAGGAAGCUUCCCUUGCCUUGUCAUCCGCGGUAUAUGCGACUACGCGGACUCGCACAAGAACAAGCAGUGGCAGGCAUACGCGGCUGGGACGGCGGCAGCGUAUACGAAGGAGAUACUAUCAGUAAUAUCGCCGGCGGAGGUAGCCAUGUCGCGCAUAGUGGAGGAAGCAGUGAAGGCCGAAGGUCUCCUUGACGACGUUACAGAAGGAGACUUGCAGCCUCCAUCGCUCAAGCAUUCUUUCGCGCAAGCCUCCACCCUACCUAUCACAGUCUCCCAAACCUAUGACUUCUCUGACAUGAUAUGGAGCUCAACCGGUAAAGACUCUGAGAUCGUUACUGAUGCCACGAAUCACGCAACACAGGACUCGGCAUUGAAUGAGCCAAAUGAGGAACAAAAGAUAUCUCCGCCAGAGCUGUCUUCAGCAAAAACAGUUUAUGCGCCAUCAGCAACGUUGACGACACCUGCCCUAAGGGGUAAGGGAUAUACAGGCAAACUUGCUGAGCAGUUGUUUGGAGUAGUCAACUGCACUGAGCUGACCCGGGAUGCUCUGGACCACCUCUCACAGUCGCUACCGGAUCUGCUUCGGGCCUUCGCUGUGAAGGUUGGGUAUCAAGCUUCAUCACCAAUGCACCGUGACGUUAUGUUUUAUGUUCGAAGAGAUCGUGUGAGCGUGCAACAGGCAUUCCAAUGCCUCAUAGACGACGUGUUACAGCCCGAAGAGCCUGUGAAAUUUGACGAGGGACUUGGCCGGGACGCCAUCGAUAGGUUCAUGAAAGACACGGAGGAAUUUGAAGAUGUUCCUGAACAACAGAUCGAUGCUGAAGCCGCGGGUCCUGAACAAGAUGAGAAACAGCAAGAUGAGAGCCAAGAACAAAGCAAGAUAUUUGACUUUAUACUACAAACUCGGGCUUACAAAUGGCUUGUUGAUACACUGAGAAGAGAAACGAUAUUGAAGCGGGCGAGUCCUGACCUCAUGGAACAGAUUGGGGCUCGAAUCCGAGGGGUACUGCUUUCGUAUGGCGAUAAAGUUAGUAGGAAAACCCCGUCACAGGAGUACGAAGCAACAUUUGAGUUACUCUGGAACCCUCCACACUAUCUCAAGGAUCAGCGGCCUCAUGAUGACGCAGAAGAGGUAUUGGGUGACACCAUCACGCUUACUGGAACUGUGAACGACGCACAAGCUUUGACAGCCCUUGAGUAUCUUUGCCAAGUCUGGCCAGACAGUGGGAUGCAUGUCAUGCAACUAAUCACCGAUAUUGUAUGCCAGGAUUCGGAACAUAUUGCAACUACUAGUCUACUAGACGGGACGCAAUUUCAGGCGCGCAUUGAAGACGCCAAAUUGAUAGUCAAUGUGGUAGGCUCAAGUGAAUCACUUGCCGAGGCCGGGCAACAGCUUGCCUGGCUGGGUGCGGCUCUUCAAUCGCCACCAAUCAAAACAGGCAUAGCACUUUGUGUUCCGUUCAUUCGAGAGUGCUAUUUGAUGCACGAUCCGCCUCCAGUCGAGGUAUCUGAGCAAAGACAACGAGGCAAGAUUUUCUGUAGAUUUGACUCCGAAGUCAAAGCCCCAUACAUGGCGGGAAUCGAGGGUUCAGGGCUCUGCUGGCAUAAAAUGUUUGCUAGCCCAAUCCUUGUGGGUGGAUUUCCAAUUCUCAGCAAGCCGGAACCUAAACUGGGACUCGAAAUGUCACUUGACCUGCUGGCUGGUAUGGUUGGCGCUCCUCAGGUACUGGGAAUCCAAGGGAAGGUCUUCCUGAAAGGCUUUUCCACCAUGCUAGUCGGCGUGAGACGUUUGGAUGACCUGCUGAUCUGGCAUUUCUCGUUUGAUGAAGAGGGCAACAGGAUAUCGUACCUUGAUGUGCCGCUAGGACAAGCUUGCAAUAUGAGCGUUGAUCAGAUAAAUGACGUCCGACAUGUAGUUGGCUGGUCUAGGAAGAGCUCAUACUAUGCUGGCGCUGAAGAUGCCGAUUACGAUAUCAAGGGUACAGACCUUCCACCACCCCGGGCGGGAGCUCUAUUAGAGAAGUUCACUUUCAAUCUUGGCAAGGUCUUCACAGCAGGAGCAACGAUCACUCCACGGGUCAAGCGAAUAUCCCCUCACUUCACUCGCGACGCAUACGAACAAAAGCUUAUGUGGAUCGAAAAGAAGUACGUUGUUUUAUGGGACGAGGAGACCAAAAGAGGCUGGCUUGUCAACGGAACAAGCGCUCUGCUCCACUUGGUUCGCAUGUCGCUCAAAAACGAAGCUGAACACGAUGCUGCAUCCGCAAGGAAAGUCCUCAAAAACGAACGAAAUAGGGAUCUUGAGGUUUGGCGCGGCAAAAGUGAGAAUGCGACGGGAGCAGAACAGAAACUUCCAGUACAAAAUCAGCCCAGCGCGGCCCGCAAAACAAAUAAGUCGAAGUACACCUUUGAAAACCUGGUAGAACAAAAAUGGUCCGUUCUCGAAGUUCUUAUGGAAAGCCACAAACAACUCGCGGGGCUAAAUGGUAUCAACCUCAAGUUCCGGAUCAGAAGACAUCUCGAAGGUUGGAAUUUCGAAGACCUCGCUGGUGAAAGCGACCCUGAACCACGUGUUGCGACCCUAAAAGCAGUGGGCUAUGGUUGGGUUGAUUUUGUUCACUCUUUGAAGGCCAUUACGCUAUUUGGCCGUGGAUUCGGGAAUAUCAUCAGACCGUCAAAGUGUGAGAGAAUCUGUUCCCAAUGGUCACAGCUACCAAAGGGCGAGUAUCACCUGGCAGCCAGUCUACAUGACUUGGACGUCAUAAUGAGCAAGACCAGAAAGACGGAGCGAGGAGAUAUUGAGAUUGUGCGAGGGUUGCUAUGGCAUUCUCCAAUAGAUCCUUUCACACCCUGCAGGUGCCUCGGCCGCGGACAGAUGGAAGAGCCUCACAAGCUGUGUAUGGAGGGCCAUGAUCCUGUACAAGCGUUGUUCCCCAAGGCAUUAAUCAAAGGCUCAAUGCUCUUCCCGAGCCCUCGCAAGCCGGAGACCCUGAACAAUAACGGGGCGGUUGUCUUUGGACAUACAAUGUCUUGGACUUCUAACCACAGGAUGGCCCAUAUCGGUGGUGUCUCUUCCGAAGAACACUCCUCUCCAGAUCAUUCAGAUCCACAAAGAACGGUUUUGAAGGCCGACACGCCAAUGACGAGCUUGGCUCUGAACCAAAGCUAUCCCGGGCAGUUGGGACGGACAUAUGGAGAAUUAGGAUAUACUUUGCGUUCUGUCGAUAUCAGUAAAAUGACUCCGGAGCAGUACACGAUCAGGCAUGCAGAUACCCUUAUAGCAAACAGGCAGCAUGACACAACCGAUACUAGUGAGGAAGAGAUAGAGGAACUUGAGGAUAGCUGGGGAAAGAUGUGGUGGGAGACUAGUCAACUUUCACGAUGCGGACCAAAAAGGGCGACUGCACCUGAAUCUAGAAACUAG